UUAGAACUUUUGACGUCAUUUCAGAACAAUACUACUCGACAACAGCGUUGGUAGCAUUCUCAACUAUAAGGAAAGAACCCUCAGCGAAUUUGAACUCAAUUAGUAUAGCAGCAUCUGAAUCCAGCUGGAAAGCACGUAAACAUUUGCUG
Molecule: messenger RNA, 149 nt
Organism: Funneliformis mosseae
Lineage: Eukaryota; Fungi; Glomeromycota; Glomeromycetes; Glomerales; Glomeraceae
Source: the annotation of a GenBank genome assembly